GAAACAGUGAAAUAAGGAAAAUACGAAAAUGUCUGGUCGCGGUAAAGGUGGAAAAGUGAAGGGAAAGGCAAAGUCGCGUUCUAACCGCGCUGGUCUUCAGUUUCCCGUUGGUCGUAUUCACCGCCUCCUUCGUAAGGGCAACUAUGCUGAACGUGUAGGUGCCGGUGCUCCUGUCUACUUGGCUGCCGUUAUGGAAUAUUUGGCCGCUGAAGUUUUGGAGUUGGCUGGCAAUGCUGCACGCGACAACAAGAAAACUAGAAUUAUCCCUCGCCACUUGCAAUUGGCCAUUCGUAACGAUGAGGAGUUAAACAAACUGCUUUCGGGCGUCACCAUUGCCCAGGGCGGUGUUUUACCCAACAUCCAAGCAGUGCUGUUGCCCAAGAAGACGGAAAAGAAGGCAUAA
Messenger RNA from Drosophila novamexicana, 403 nucleotides. RefSeq names its product histone H2A. Bases 29 to 403 code for a protein of 124 amino acids. Lineage: Eukaryota; Metazoa; Arthropoda; Insecta; Diptera; Drosophilidae. Gene Ontology annotation, molecular function: DNA binding; protein heterodimerization activity; structural constituent of chromatin. The transcript has a single exon. Gene Ontology annotation, cellular component: nucleosome. The record is from RefSeq and is a predicted model, not a curated record.